Orbicella faveolata is the source of this 2603-nucleotide messenger RNA. RefSeq names its product ralA-binding protein 1-A-like. Gene Ontology annotation, biological process: small GTPase-mediated signal transduction. Gene Ontology annotation, molecular function: small GTPase binding; GTPase activator activity. Lineage: Eukaryota; Metazoa; Cnidaria; Anthozoa; Scleractinia; Merulinidae. The record is from RefSeq and is a predicted model, not a curated record.
CAAACAUGGCGGAUUUGUAAUCAAGGGGAAGAGUAGAUUGAAAUGUUUGUGUUUUCAGAUGAGAAAUUUUCGUGUCGUUAGUUUUCCGUACAAAGAUUUUCUUGAAGAAUAGCAGAAGCGAGCAGUGUUGAUGGCUGAGCGCGAGGAAGACGCUUUUGAGAGGAAAGAAAGCAAAAAAGAUAAGGGAUAUGUUGCUUUUCGCUCGGACGACGACAGUGUUGGCGAAGAAGAAGAGGAAGAUUUAAGGCCUAAAGGAAAGAAAGUGAAAAGAGAGAAAUCACGCUCGCUAGCACUUCGUAUCAAGCCAAAAAAGCAGAAAAAGGAGAAAGAAAGUAAGGAGAAAGACAAGAAAAAAAAGAAGAAAACAGAAACACUCUCGCCUCCUCAAGCACCAAGGAAAGUGGUGUUUGGAGUUCCUCUAGAAGUUGCAACAAAAAAUACCAGGCUUCCAGAUGGAGUGGAGUUACCCAGAAUAUUUCGGGAAGGAAUUGUACACAUUGAAGAAAAUGGGCUUGAAGUUGAAGGAAUUUAUCGAGUGUCUGGAAUGAAAUCCAAAGUGGAGGCCUUAAAAGAAAGUUAUGAACAAGGAAGGUCAGUUGAUCUUCAUGAAUUUGAACCUGAGGCAGUAGCAAGUCUGGUGAAGCUGUAUCUCAGAGAAUUACCAGAAAAUAUCCUUACUACGACACUACUUCCAAAGUUUAAUGAACUGUCUGGGAUUCAGGACAGGAAAGACCAGCUGGAUAAAACCAGGCUACUGCUAGCAGAACUGCCAUCUUGUAACAGAACUCUACUGGCAUGGCUGUUCACUCACAUGUCGCAUGUCAUGGAAAAGGUUUGUACUUUCCAUAGUGCAAUUGCCUCAGCAUUAGCCAAGCAGGAGGCAGUUCUUUCUCAACUCCAUGAACAGCUCAACAUGAACACAGACAACUUGCAAUAUGAUGGGCGGGAUGAAAUGCUGUGGGAGGUUCAACGAAAGGUCACACUGCUCAAGAGAAAGCUCCGAACUGCCAAAAAGAGAGCUUCCCAGUCAACAGCAUCAGAGGAAAUACCAAAGACACAAGGAGCUCUUAGAAAAGAACAUUCUGUUGAAAAAGAUGAAGAUGAUGGGUUAAUUACACUUUUAGAAGCUUCUGAAGCAGAACUUUUAAUUGAACAGGAGGAAUUGACCUUCAUUGGAAAUGAACUACGGAAACGAAUGGAACAAGAGAAGAAAGAAAUUGAAAGGCUUAAUGAAGAAAUUGCUGCCCUUGUGGCCUUAAAGGAGAAAGAUCCUGGUUCGGGUCGAAGUUCAGAAUCAGAUUCUUCUGACAGUGAAGUUGGUGAUGAGGCUGAACUUGAGAAAAUAUUACAAGAGCUCAUUGACCAGAAUGAAGAACUGGAGCGCAAGAACACAGAACUGUGCCAUAACAUUCACAAUGAGAGAGAAGUUUGCAUAGAACUACAGGUGCAAAUCAGGGUUUUGGAAGCCAAACAAGGACAGAAAACAGAUCCAAAGCUUGAUGAACAUACAUCAGAAAAUAUCAGCUCAAACGUCACUGGAAGCUCCACAGUAACUUCAGUAUAACGUGGAGAGCAUGCAUUCAUCUCAAUCAAUCUCAUGAAAUCAUAUUUACAUAAAAAGAGUCACAAAUGUAUUCUGUGCAAGUUGUACUCACUGCAGUCCUGUCUAGUGCUAAUCACACCACAGAAUGACUCUUAACAGUGACCUUGCCUUUAGCUAAACAAAAAACACAAUAGCCUGAGCUAUCUUUUUUCUAUAAUCAUUUUUAAUAAAAUCUUUUCUUACACUAACUUUACCCACUGGUAGUUUGCCAUUCUCAUAACUUUUUCAGUAAGGUAAUAUAUUUAGUUUUAAUUAAGGAUUAUACAGUACAGUUCUACUGAAAAGACUUAGUAUGUGACUUGAACUACAAAAAUAUAUUUUAUAAAAACUGCUGGAUUUCCUCAGACAAUCAGUUGUACAAUCCAUUACAAACUUUCUAUUUAGUUCACACAUUUACAUAAUUCUGUUCUCAAUGUGCCAAGAAAGUUAUUCUCCAUUAAUCAAGGGCUUGUGGAUUUUGUCGUCAGGCAAGUGGAUUUUGUCCCUUGCUUGCCUGAUAGGAAAAUGACAGUUUUUGCAAAACAUUUUGCAAGAAAAUUCAAAUUUCAGAAGUACUGUUCAGAGGAAUUAUUCAUGUUUAUUUAAUUUAAUGUUAACUGGAUUGCCCAGACUGGUAAGAUAAGGCUUAAAGAAAAGGAGCAAAGUUUUUGGGCUGUACAUGUACAUCAUAUAGUUACAGCUUGCCUGAAGGCCAAGCUCAAAAACUGAACUUUUCUUUACACCUUGGUUCUAUUUAUUGUAUUCAAUGAUGCAUUAAUUACUGCUGCAGUCCUUACCUUAAUUUCAUUAAUUGAGAAGAAAACUGCCACAUUGACUAACAAACCACUUGUCAGGAAAUCCAGUUUGGUUUCACACAAACUAUAUUUUAGAUUUGUCAAACUCAGUGAAAGAGUUGUAUUUGCAUCUGGGUACAGUUAACAUUGAAAAUGUGUACUUGAUGACACACUAAAGAAACUUUCCUAAAAUAUAGAAGUUAUAAACUCAACAAUGAAUUCCACUC